AUGAGCGACUGGGAAAACGACGAGGAAGUCCAGCAGAAGCCCAUGCCAUUCGUGGGCCGCCGCCGCUUUGAGGAUGAGGAUGUUGAGGAAGAUGAUAUUAAGGAUGACUGGGAGGAAGAAGAUGAGGAGCCAGCGCCGAAGCCUGUCGCGGCACCGGAGCCAAAGAAGCGCCUCUCAGUGAAACAGAAGAUUGCGGAGAAGGAGGCUAUGCGCCAACAGAACUCGGGCAACGACUUUGACGACUGGGACUUGGGCGGCGAGGAAGAAGAAGACCAGGAUGAGCGUCGUCGCCGGGAAAAGGAAGCACAGAUGCGCUCGGAUUUGGCGAAUGCGGAGGCAUUGCUGGGCAGCACGACGUUGGAUGACAAGAAGAAGCAGCUCGCGUCUGACGCUGCCUCGUCAUCGCUCGCUAAUGCCAAGCCUAGCAGCAAGGAGGAAUGGGAUGCCUUUGCGAAGGAUCUUUACUCGACACUGAUCCAGCCCAAGUCGAGCCGUCCUGGCUUCGAUAAGCACUUCUUCCCGGCACUUCUUACGCUCCUUACGACCCACGGCCUGCGUGAUGUCGAUAUGCGCAAGGGAUCGACCAAGCUGCGUGAGCUGGCAGAGGCCAAAGUGAAGGCUGACAAAGAGGCCAAGAAGGCAGGCGGUAACAAGCGCGCUCCCGUCACAAAGCCGAAACAGGUCGGCACGGCCAGUGCUAAGAACACUAUCGACUUGAAGGCCUACGGCGACGAGGCAUUGGAUGAUGAUCUCGAGUUCAUGUAG
Molecule: messenger RNA, 765 nt
Organism: Malassezia pachydermatis
Lineage: Eukaryota; Fungi; Basidiomycota; Malasseziomycetes; Malasseziales; Malasseziaceae
Product: translation initiation factor eif3 subunit
Exons: 5
Coding region: 1-765 (254 amino acids)
Cellular component (GO): cytoplasm; eukaryotic translation initiation factor 3 complex
Molecular function (GO): translation initiation factor activity
Source: RefSeq, a predicted model, not a curated record